This is a messenger RNA of Gamsiella multidivaricata, 1543 nucleotides long. RefSeq lists its product as uncharacterized. The annotation marks the transcript as partial. The record is from RefSeq and is a predicted model, not a curated record. The transcript has a single exon. Lineage: Eukaryota; Fungi; Mortierellomycota; Mortierellomycetes; Mortierellales; Mortierellaceae.
GCUUUAUGUUGGAACGACGCCACCAAUUACAAUGUUUUAAUUAUGGUUCCAAAAAAGGAGAACCAUUGCGACGAUCUCAUUUGAUUGUGUAGACCAGUCAAGAACUGUGAGGGAUAAACAACCUCCCAAGAUGCUUGGUCUUGUCUUGUCUUUCCUCAGUCCAUGCCGAAUCACGAUCCCACCAGGAAUGAGCCAUCAAAAUCAAAUUCCUUAUCAAGUGCACUCAAGAGCGGAUCUUUGAGCUCUGUGCAAACCAUGUCCAUCUCAUCACCAGCUCAAAACAGGAGUGUCGACAACCAAGGAGUGAUUGUUCUCGAUUCUGAAUCAGAGGGCUUCUCGGACACCGAGACCAUUCGGCGACUAUCAGCAGGAUCUUCCAAACUGGACCUUACGGCAGCAUACAUCAACAGUGCCCGAGCCCUAUCCUCCUCCGCCACUCGACUAGGCUCAGUCAGUGUCUCGGACCUGACCAAACAAAGCCAGAAGGUAGAAUCAAAAGCUGGCACAUUGGACAAAACUGUACCCGUUAUCUCGGCCCCAGGAUCACAAAGCUCAGCAUCCACGCGAAAGCCAAAAGCCAAUACCACCAUCAAGAAGCAGUUGGUACCUCUCACAGAGACGCCAGAUGAUGACUUUGCGUCCGACGCUAUCAUCACAACUGUCCAUACCCCUGCAACUCCACGAUCAUCCAAGUUUAGCAGAUUUCAACAACUUGAGCUAGAUCAACAUGACGAGAGCCUUCAGUUAGCGCUCGCGAUUUCCAUGUCAGAUCAAUCUUAUGGAUUUGAGUCAGGACAGGGCUCAAGUGCAGGUUCCCCUUUUAAUCCCUCAAGAACGCCUAUCUGGUCUAUGCCACCAGCAAGGAAGCUUCAGAAAGGAAGCAAGCGCAAGAGACAGACGGAGCGCGAGAGGAACAAAUCAACAGUGCUACCAUACGCGGAAGUCCAGGAGUUAGUCCAGGCCAAUGUCCAUGCCCUGCUAUUUCCGGAGUCGGACGAUUCGAAUGAUGCAUAUUCAAGCACCGACCUCGAACCUGACCAGCUCGGCGGGCACGGAAGUCGCACGGACAGGAGACAACAUAUCGGAACUCCUCCUUGGAGACCAUCACGCUUCACUGGAUCUACGGAAGCAGACCUGCGCCUGUCUCAGUCGCCGGGACCCGACGCAAUGACUUCGCCACGAGAAUCGCUCUGGAAGUUGUCGCAUCUCGAGGACACGCAGGACAUCGAAAGUUUGGACUUACAUAUAACCGACCCUCACGAUGAGGGAACUCCGGGAUAUUUCAGGGGGCAAAGAGGCGAGGACAAUGAACCUCGACGGAGAUUUGACCGGGAAAAAUACGUGUCUCAAUUCAUGAAGCGGUAUCUGCAACGAGAUCGGGAAGGCCAUGAGAAGACGAGUGACUCAACGAAACAAGACCCGGAAGACAGUGUUACUCUGAGCGGAUCUGGAUCCAAGGACGAUCAGAGGCCUUUAGACAACAAGGUAACCUAGACGCCAACACAUUAUACAUCUCUAAUAAAACUUUCGAUCGGUCAUAUAU